Panicum virgatum (switchgrass) is the source of this 2019-nucleotide messenger RNA. RefSeq lists its product as uncharacterized. Gene Ontology annotation, molecular function: transposase activity; zinc ion binding; DNA binding. The record is from RefSeq and is a predicted model, not a curated record. NCBI's taxonomy places the organism in Eukaryota, Viridiplantae, Streptophyta, Magnoliopsida, Poales, Poaceae. Gene Ontology annotation, biological process: DNA transposition. Bases 55 to 1914 code for a protein of 619 amino acids. The transcript is spliced from 3 exons.
ACAAGUGCUUGGGUAGCUUCAAAGGCUGUUGUCAUCCUUAGAAAACAUACAAAUAUGGGACCUAAAGAGUUGAGGGACAAGCUACAAGAUGACCAUAAAUGUGUAAUUCAUUAUGACACAGUUUGCAAGGGAAGACAAAUAGCUCUGAAAAAGUUAUAUGGCAGCUGGGAGGACAGCUUUCAGAUGUUGUUUAAUUGGAAGGCUGAGGUCAUGAAGAGGUCACCUGGUAGUGUCAUCGAGAUUGGCAUUCAACAGGUAGAUGAAAACGUGUAUUUCCAUAGGUUCUUUUGUGCAUUGGGGCCUUGCAUAGAGGGUUUCCGAAAUGGAUGCAGGCCAUAUCUCAGCAUAGAUUCAACAGCACUCAAUGGUAGGUGGAAUGGACAUUUAGCUGCAGCCACUGCUAUAGAUGGCCAUAACUGGAUGUAUCCAGUUGCCUUUGGAUUCAUAGAUGGUGAAACAACAGAUAAUUGGACUUGGUUCAUGACACAGUUACAUAAUGCUUUAGGUGAUAUUCCUGUACUUGCUAUUUGCACAGAUGCAUGCAAAGGCCUUGAAAAGGCAGUUAAGGAUGUGUUUCCUAAUGCUGAACAAAGAGAAUGCUUUAGACAUCUAAUGCAGAAUUUUAUAAAGAGGUGGGGUGGGGAUGCUUACUCAAAAAUGUAUCCUGCAGCAAGAGCGUACAGAGUUCAAGUGUUUCAGUAUUUCUUCAAUUCUGUUGUAGAGUCUUCCACUGAAAUAUUGCAGUGGCUGUACGAUCAUCAUAAGUUAAAGUGGAUGAGGAGUGCCUUUGACCCUGCUAUCAAAUGUGAUUAUGUUACCAACAAUCUUGCCGAAUGUUUUAAUAAUUGGAUUAAAGAUUGGAAGGACCUUCCUGUUGUUGAGCUUGCAGACAAGAUUAGAGAGAUGAUAAUGAUUUUGUGGAACAAGAGGAGAAGGAUUGCAGAAAAGCUUCAUGGGAAAAUACUACCCGCUGUCCUGCAUCAACUAAAAAUGAAGACAAGAGGAUUAGGACACUUGUAUGUUGUGAAGGCUGAUAGUUUGGUUGCUGAGGUAUGGGACAGCACCACAACUCAUAAUAGGCAUGUUGUGAAGCCAUAUUUGAAUGAGUGCACAUGUCUCGAGUGGCAACACACUGGUAAGCCUUGUCAGCAUGCUUUAGCUUUGAUUACGGCACAACAAGCUUUGGAUGUGAAAUUGGAGGAUUUUGUGCAUGAGUACUACUCAGUUCAGAGAUUCAAAAAUGCAUACUAUACAAUAAUUGAGCCAUUGCCUGACCGGACGCAUUGGCCAAAUGUGGAUUUGCCUUUUGUGGUUGGAGCACCACUAGAUAAAAAGACUGCAGGAAGGUACAGAAAACUGAGGAUCAAAGGCUUCCUAGAGGGUGGAGGCAGCAAAGGAAAAAGGGAUGCCAAGGAGACUGCCAAGGAGGUUGACAAGGAGGCUACUAAUGAGGCUGACAAGGAGGCUGACAAAUUUAAAAAGAAGAUGAUUAGAGGCAAAAGAAGGUGCAACGGAUGUGGAGAGUUGGGUCACGGUGAAACUAGCUACAAGUGCCGACUUAAUGGCACAAAGAAAAGGAAGAGAAAGCCAAGAAAGAACACCACCAAGUAUGGUGACAAAGCUAAAGUACCAAGCCAGAAAAAGCAAAAGACCAAGACAAAUAUAGAUGACAAUGGUGCAGCCCCAAAUGUACAUGAAAAUGAAGCAAAUAUAGAUGACAAUGGUGCAGCCCCAAAUGCCCAGGAAAACAUUGUUGCUGUCCGAAGUCCAUCAAAGCCAACUAAAGAGUCAAUAAUGCAAGCCAGCCCCCACAGGCUGACUAGAAGUCGACUUGCUAUGCUAAUGGGAGAAGGUGGAGGUGAGCAGGCAACCAUGCAAAAUUCACCCCCAAGAGAUCACCAGCAAAAAAGCUGAUUCCAAGGAAGUUGAAGACCAAGUGAAAUGAGAACUAAAAAUAUUUGGGCAUUCACUGUGCAUGUAUCUUUUUCGUAUGUUCUUGUUCACAUACUGUCUAUGUGA